This is a messenger RNA of Salvelinus namaycush (lake trout), 1535 nucleotides long. RefSeq names its product SWI/SNF-related matrix-associated actin-dependent regulator of chromatin subfamily B member 1-like. The record is from RefSeq and is a predicted model, not a curated record. Gene Ontology annotation, molecular function: transcription coregulator activity. Gene Ontology annotation, biological process: regulation of transcription by RNA polymerase II; chromatin remodeling. Gene Ontology annotation, cellular component: nuclear chromosome; nucleus. The coding region runs from base 317 to 1327 and encodes 336 amino acids. NCBI's taxonomy places the organism in Eukaryota, Metazoa, Chordata, Actinopteri, Salmoniformes, Salmonidae. The transcript has 10 exons.
UAAACCUUUGAAAAGAUGGAGCCACAUUUGUAGGAAGAAAACAGAAACCGGUCUGUUUAUUACAACCACAUCUAACGGCUAUCGGAGGUUUCUGACCUAACCCCGGUUCUAUGAACCAAGUGCAAAAAUUAUCUCCUCACCACGUUUUCAAGUCAGGUGACCCCCUCAUGGGGUUGCGACUCCUAGUUUGGGAAACCCUGCUGUAGGCUGUCUCAUCAUCACCGGUGAUCAGGCCUACCACCGUCGUGUCGUCAGCAAACGUGAUGAUGGUUUUGGAGUCGUGCACGGCCACGCAGUGGUUGGAAACUACCUCCGUAUGUUCAGGGGCUCUCUGUAUAAAAGGUACCCAUCACUCUGGAGGAGGUUAGCCUCAGUAGAGGAAAGGAAGAAGAUUGUAGCAUCAUCACACGCCACAAGUGUGACUCUGCUGAAGGCGUCCGAAUGUGAAGAGAUCUUUGAGGGGAAUGAUGAGAAGUACAAAGCGGUUUCCAUAAGCACAGAGCUACCAGCGUACCUCAGGGAGCAGAAGGCGAAGAGGAGCAGCCAGUGGGUACCCACGCUGCCCAAUAGCUCCCACCACCUGGACGCUGUGCCCUGCUCCACCACCAUCAACCGCAACCGCAUGGGCCGCGACAAGAAGAGGACCUUCCCCCUGUGCUUUGACGACCACGACCCGGCGGUGAUCCACGAGAAUGCGUCUCAGGCCGAGGUGUUGGUUCCCAUUCGUCUGGACAUGGAGAUUGACGGGCAGAAGCUUCGAGAUGCCUUCACCUGGAACAUGAAUGAGAAGCUGAUGACUCCGGAGAUGUUUGCUGAGAUCCUGUGUGACGACCUGGACCUGAACCCCCUGGCCUUUGUCCCAGCCAUCGCCUCAGCUAUCCGUCAGCAGAUAGAGUCCUACCCCACAGACAGCAUCCUGGAUGAACAGACCGACCAGAGGGUCAUCAUCAAGCUGAACAUCCACGUUGGGAACAUCUCCCUGGUGGACCAGUUUGAGUGGGACAUGUCGGAGAGGGAGAACUCUCCGGAGACGUUUGCCCUGAUGCUGUGCUCCGAGCUGGGCCUGGGAGGAGAGUUUGUUACUACCAUUGCCUACAGCAUCCGCGGCCAGCUCAGCUGGCACCAGAGGACGUACGCCUUCAGGGCUGAUUUCAGUGAGAACCCCCUGCCAACGGUGGAGAUUGCCAUCCGCCACACAGGCGACGCUGACACAUGGUGCCCUCUGCUGGAGACCCUGACAGAUGCAGAGAUGGAGAAGAAGAUCAGGGACCAGGACAGGAACACCAGGCGAAUGAGACGACUUGCCAACACUGCCCCCGCCUGGUAGAGAGAAGCACCAAUAAGCUACUACAGAGCCUCUAGUCCAGUGGUUCCCAACCUUUUUGAACCGUGGCACACCUUGAUGGGAUAUACAAUUCUGCGGCACACCAAAAAUAUCCCUAUUAAUUUAUUUCGUGGUAAUGACCUCCAUCUGAUCUAUAUUGCAUAUCAUCUAUUUUCUGUGACAAAUGUUUAUUAAAUAGGGUUUGUUUUAA